Messenger RNA from Chlamydomonas reinhardtii, 2820 nucleotides. RefSeq lists its product as uncharacterized. Lineage: Eukaryota; Viridiplantae; Chlorophyta; Chlorophyceae; Chlamydomonadales; Chlamydomonadaceae. The record is from RefSeq and is a predicted model, not a curated record. The transcript has 12 exons. Bases 857 to 2215 code for a protein of 452 amino acids. Gene Ontology annotation, molecular function: protein binding.
GCCGUUUCGUGCCAGUACUAUCGCAAGCACAUAGGUACGUCGUCGAUUGUGACAAUGAACUGCUGUGGUCGCAAGGAGUAUUGUGCCAGCCCAACGUCACCAGGAGGGGGAGGCGGGAGUUUCGGGAGCCCGGCCAGAACUCGGAUUGCACCGGGAAAGGUUUGCCACCAGGCGUCUGGAGGCUGCUUGCCAGCCCGCCGAGGAUAGCUAUAAGCUAAGGAUGCCUGCCCGGGGGCCACCCUGCCCACCCCGUAGAUGUCGGUUGUAUGGCAUCCCUCGGGAGCAGCUCCCGGUGCUACAGCAAUUGUUUCCUGGAUGUAAAUGAGCAUCAUACCCGACUUCCAACCCAGUUACACUCGGUAAAAUUCAUCUCGCUGGACAGUGCCGGGAACUGCCUGCACAUCCUCGGGUUCGUGCCAAAAGCCAAUGGUACUAGCACCCCACAUGCUGGCCUACUGCUCAAGGAAUAGCCAUACUACCUGUAAUACAUCUUUGGCAACACCCUUUAAGUCACAAGCUGCAACACCUACACGCCCCGUCACUAAUACAUAUGCUUUCGUCCUCGUUUGCUGCCCCCUGAUAGGCGUAUCUCAUUUGCUAGCUAUAAAUAAGCGCGUUGCAGUAUCGUGGGUAUACUCGCUGGCGUUUUGCAAAGAAUGCUGCUUCGAUAAACAGCUUCUUGACUUGAGGGCGGCAUCAAAUGUCGAAAGCGCCAGUUGGUAAGGGCAAGAGUGCGAAGAAGGACAGAGGUCCCCUUCUCGCAGCUCACGCGGAGGCCCUUCGCAGCGGCGUGGGCGUGACGCCAGAUGGUGUCACAGUCAAGGGGAAGGUCGAGGCCGCGCUCAACAUCUGGAGCAUGGCCAUAGCCGGAGAGGAGGAGCGCGAGGAGAUCUUCAAGGCAGGCAUAGCGCUGCUGCUGCAGCAGCUGCUGGAGCGCGGCGACGUGGAGGAGCGGCAUGCGGCCAUGGGCUGCGUGUCAGUGCUGGCGCUCAGUGAGAAGCAUGUAACUGAGGUGGUCAACGCGCGGGUUAUAGCGGCGGCUGCGGGGCUACUGGUAUCCGAGCACGCGCGCGGCAAGCUGCCGGCAGUUCAGCUGCUGCAGCACUGUGCGGGGCGGCAGGAGUUCUGCAGCAAGGUGGCUGACGCAGCGCUGCCGGCGUUGGUGGAGGUGCUCAAGAGCGACGGGUUGCCAGGCUGGGGCCAGAUGCGGCAGGCCCAGACGCACGCGGCGCACACGCUGCGGCUGCUGCUGGACAACGUGGAGGGCGAGGCGCCGGAGGUUCGGCAAUUGCGCCGCAUGGCUGUGCUGCAGAUGGGCGCGGUUGCACCGCUGGCGGCGAUGGUUGCGUACACGCCCCGCCUGCCGCCGCCGGCCCUGAUGCCUGCGCCGCCGCCGGUGGUGACGAAAAAGAAAGGCGUAGCAAGCAAGAAGAAGAAGGAGGGGGAGACGCCGCUGGGCGCCAAGGACGCGGCUGCCACCGUGGCCGCCGCCUGCCUGCGCUACCUGUCGCUGGUGCCCGAGUUCGUCGACCAGUUCAUGCGCACUGGCACGCUGCCAGAGGUGAUUGCGGGGCUGCCGGUGUGCGGCGAGGAGCAGGCGGCCUACCUGACCGGCAUCCUGUGGGAGGCCAGCGCCGAGUCGGCUGUGGCGGAGGCGGCGGUGGCGGCGGGCGCUGUGCCUGCGCUGCUGCACGUGUGCUCCAAGCACUUAGCGGGCUGCCGGACAGGCAAGCCCAAAGCGGCGGCAAAGAAGGAUGACAAGAAGGACGGCAAGGCGGGCGCGGGCAAGAAGGACGGCAAGGAUGGCAAGGGCGGCAAGGGCGGGUCGGGGUCGGGCGCGGGGGGUGAGCCGCCCAACUUUGCCGACAUGGCGGUGUGCAACGCCAGCGGUGCGCUGCAGCACCUCACCUUCCUGGACGCAGCCAAGCAACAGGUGGCAUUGCGCGGCGGCGUGCCCAUCCUGACCGCCUGCCUCAAGGUUUCCAACCCGCAGACGUACGAGAACGCGGCGGGGGCGCUGUGGAAUGUGGGCCUGGACGUGCGCAACAACCUGGUGCUGCAGGCUGCUGGAGCCCCCGAGUUCCUGGCGCACCCGGUGCCCAAUUCCUGGCUCACACGUGGCGAGAGCACUCGGCCCAGCGCCGCCGGGGACGACGUGGGCGACUCCUCGGACGUGCGGGACCGUGUGUUCCUCACACAGGCGCCGCUCGUGUGAUUAAGAGCGACGGCUGUGGCGCUGAGACACGACUUGGCGGGAGGGACGCGCUGCGUGGCGCUGGCGGCCCGUGCAGGGAUUGGAGGGUGGUGUGUAGAUUGCAGAUGCAUGAGCGAGUUGAGCGGGGCGGCUGUGCCUUGGGUUGCAGCGCGCAGCUUUGCGGGGUACCUGUUGGCUUACUCGGCAGACCGUUUUGCAGCGGCCCGUGCAUACCGGCGUGUAACAUUACAUUGAGGAAAGCUAGGUACAUACGAUGUAGCAGGUGGGAGUACUUAGCACUUCAGACCAGAGGCAUGAUGGCGCGCUCACCAUGUGCUUGGGCGAGAAGAAGAAUGGCCUUGGUCACUUGGUGUGCGAUGGGACAGUGGCAAGGCAGGUUGGUAUGGUGCUCCAGUCCUCGGACCUGGGCCCUUCCCUGUGGUCACCUGGGCGGAUCCAGGGUCUCAGUGACGUGACACACGAUGAGCUGUUGCGGAUUCGACUCAAAUAAAUGGAGGAUAUUACACCGCAGAGCAGGAGGCAAAGGUCGGAGAGAAUGGGAAGCGCGGGGCUCCGGCACUCGGCAGGGUCUGCGGCACGCACACGGUAUGGCAGCGCGGUCUUGU